Messenger RNA from Coniophora puteana RWD-64-598 SS2, 1971 nucleotides. RefSeq names its product heat shock protein HSS1. The record is from RefSeq and is a predicted model, not a curated record. The transcript is spliced from 6 exons. The coding region runs from base 1 to 1971 and encodes 656 amino acids. Gene Ontology annotation, cellular component: cytoplasm; plasma membrane; nucleus. Gene Ontology annotation, molecular function: heat shock protein binding; misfolded protein binding; ATP binding. Gene Ontology annotation, biological process: cellular response to unfolded protein; vesicle-mediated transport; protein refolding. Lineage: Eukaryota; Fungi; Basidiomycota; Agaricomycetes; Boletales; Coniophoraceae.
AUGUCGACCUCUAAAGCCAUCGGUAUCGAUCUCGGCACCACCUACUCUUGCGUUGGUGUCUGGCAAAACGAUCGUGUCGAGAUCAUCGCCAACGACCAGGGUAACCGGACUACCCCUUCCUAUGUCUCCUUCUCGGAGAGCGAGCGUCUCAUUGGCGAUGCCGCCAAGAACCAGGUCGCCAUGAACCCCCACAACACUGUCUUCGAUGCCAAGCGUCUCAUUGGCCGCAAGUUUGCCGAUGCUGAGGUCCAGUCGGACAUCAAGCACUUCCCCUUCAAGGUCAUCGACAAGGGUGGCAAGCCCUACAUCUCUAUUGAGUAUCGCGGUGAGACCAAGGAGUUUUCCCCUGAGGAAAUUUCCUCCAUGAUCCUCUUGAAGAUGAAGGAGACCGCCGAAUCCUACCUCGGCGCCAACUGCAAUAACGCGGUCGUUACUGUCCCGGCAUACUUCAACGACUCUCAGCGUCAGGCAACCAAGGAUGCCGGCACCAUCGCUGGUAUGAAUGUACUUCGUAUCAUCAACGAGCCUACUGCCGCUGCCAUCGCCUACGGUCUUGACAAGAAGGUUACGGGCGAGCGCAACGUUCUCAUCUUCGAUCUCGGCGGUGGAACCUUUGAUGUUUCCCUUCUCACCAUUGAAGAGGGUAUCUUCGAAGUUAAGGCCACCGCCGGCGACACUCACUUGGGUGGUGAGGAUUUUGACAACCGUCUCGUCAACCACUUCGUCCAGGAGUUCAAGCGCAAGAACAAGAAAGAUCUUUCCUCCAACCCUCGUGCUCUCCGUCGUCUGCGCACUGCUUGCGAACGUGCCAAGCGCACGCUCUCGUCUGCAACCCAGACCACUCUCGAGAUCGACUCUCUCUUUGAGGGUAUUGACUUCUACACGUCCCUUACUCGUGCGCGCUUCGAGGAGCUGUGCCAGGACUUGUUCCGCAGCACCCUCGAGCCCGUCGAGAAGGUUCUCCGCGACUCGAAGAUUGACAAGGGCAACGUCCAUGAGAUCGUCCUCGUUGGUGGUUCUACUCGUAUUCCCCGUAUUGUGAAGCUCGUGUCCGACUUCUUCAACGGCAAGGAGCCUAACAAGAGCAUCAACCCCGACGAGGCCGUCGCGUACGGUGCUGCGGUCCAGGCUGCCAUCCUCUCUGGUGACACUUCUGAGAAGACUCAGGACCUUCUCCUUCUCGAUGUUGCUCCUCUUUCUCUUGGUAUUGAGACUGCUGGCGGUGUUAUGACUGCUCUCAUCAAGCGCAACACCACUGUCCCCACCAAGAAGUCCGAGACUUUCUCGACUUACUCCGACAACCAACCCGGCGUCUUGAUCCAGGUCUACGAGGGCGAGCGUGCCCGCACGAAGGACAACAACCUGCUCGGCAAGUUCGAGCUCUCUGGCAUCCCCCCCGCUCCUCGUGGUGUUCCUCAGGUCGAGGUCACCUUCGACAUUGAUGCCAACGGUAUCCUCAACGUCUCUGCAUCUGACAAGACCACCGGCAAGUCGAACCGUAUCACCAUCACCAACGAUAAGGGUCGUCUGUCCAAGGAGGAGAUCGAGCGCAUGGUCAACGAGGCCGAGCAAUACAAGGCUGAGGAUGAAGCUGCCGCCGCUCGCAUCCAGUCGAAGAACGCUCUCGAGUCGUACUCGUAUAACCUUCGCAACUCGAUCACCGACGAGAAGUUGCAGGACAAGUUUGAGGCUGAUGACAAGGCCAAGCUUGAGACUGCCGUCAACGAGACAAUCUCCUGGCUCGACAACUCGCAAGAGGCUUCCAAAGAGGAGUACGAUGACAAGCAGAAGGAACUCGAAGCCAUUGCCAACCCCAUCAUGCAAAAGCUGUAUGGCGCUGCUGGUGGUGCCCCUGGCGGCUUCCCUGGCGGUCCUGGAGGUGGAUUCCCUCCUGGUGCCGGCGGUGCUGCUCCUGGCGGCUUCCCCGGCGCUGGCGGCGAGGAUGGGCCCAGCGUGGAGGAGGUUGACUAA